This is a messenger RNA of Desarmillaria tabescens, 898 nucleotides long. RefSeq lists its product as uncharacterized. The coding region runs from base 20 to 898 and encodes 292 amino acids. NCBI's taxonomy places the organism in Eukaryota, Fungi, Basidiomycota, Agaricomycetes, Agaricales, Physalacriaceae. The transcript is spliced from 2 exons. The record is from RefSeq and is a predicted model, not a curated record.
CUCAGCUUGUUCUUUCACUAUGACUACGUUUCCUCCAGAGCUUAUAGAGAUAAUUGUACACGAAGUAUGGCACUCUGAAAUGACGUCCUUCAUCCGACAAGCGUUCAUGACCACUUGUCCCCAGAUCAACCGAACCUGGAAAGCUGUUUAUGCUCCUAUCGCUUCUCAGGAUAUGUACAUCACCAACCUCGCAUUUCUGGACUAUCUAUGCGACAUAUCCCAGGCCCCAAAAUCCAUCAUCUACCGUGACUCUAUCCCCCGACUUACCCGUACCAUUACCUGCUUCGUCGACCUCCGAGUUGAAAAUGAAGCCAGGGAAACAGCAGCAAAAGGGGCCUAUCGCUAUCUCGUUCAUCUACCCAAUAUGCGCAGCUUCCAGGCUUUGUUCAAACAUGUCGAACAUAUAUCUUUCCAAAUCGUCUGGAUUGGUUCUGACUGGGAUACAAUCGUACCGAAAAUAUCGCCGCUUCGUGGGAUUCCCAUUCGGGCUCGCUACGACCGGUUCCUGCUGUCCCAACAACCUUCACAACUGCGUAUGCACAUCUCCAUGAAGAACCGCGGCUUCUGGUGGCCGGGGAGCGGGCAGGCCUGGUUACGUUCGUUGUCCAAAUUGCGCGACGUUGGUGUCCCUCCACACUUCUUUACCACUAGUAUAUCACUGGGGUCAUGUCGUGAGACGAUACGCCGUGGUGUCCGACAUUUCCAUUACAUCACGCUCUUACAUGAGACGUGGCUUGGAUCCUGGGAUAUCAAUCGGCAUUUAUGGAUGGCUUCCGAGGGACGGCACCGUGACAGUACGGGUCGGGGUGUCUUGCCAGUCUCUUCUAUAGUCGAGAAUUUAAACGACUACAGUCAUCGUUACCCAGAGCGAAACAUCGUCCUAGGAAGCACAAGUUGA